AUGGGUCCCGGGCCCCGCCGAGCCGCCCGGGCCCCGCGCCCGGUGCUCUGUGCGCUCGCCCUGAUGGUGGCCGCCGGCGGCCGCGUCGCCUCUGCCUUCAACCUGGACACCCGAUUCCUGGUGGUGAAGGAGGCCGGGAACCCAGGCAGCCUCUUUGGCUACUCGGUCGCCCUCCAUCGGCAGACAGAGCGGCAGCAACGCUACCUGCUCCUGGCUGGGGCCCCCCAGGACCUUGCCGUACCCGAUGGCUAUACCAACCGCACUGGAGCUGUGUACCUGUGCCCACUUACUGCCAAUAAGGAUGACUGUGAACGGAUGGACAUUGUGGAGAAAAGUAAUCCUGGCCAUCACAUUAUUGAGGACAUGUGGCUUGGGGUGACUGUGGCCAGCCAGGGACCUGCAGGCAGAGUCCUGGUCUGUGCCCACCGCUAUACCCAGGUGCUAUGGUCAGGGUCAGAGGACCAGCGGCGCAUGGUGGGCAAGUGCUACGUGCGGGGCAACGACCUGCAGCUGGACCACACGGAUGACUGGCAGACCUACCACAACGAGAUGUGCAACAGCAACACCGACUACCUGGAGACCGGCAUGUGCCAGCUGGGCACCAGUGGGGGCUUCACCCAGAACACUGUGUACUUUGGUGCCCCUGGUGCCUACAAUUGGAAAGGAAACAACUACAUGAUUCAGCGGAAGGACUGGGAUUUAUCCGAGUACAGCUACAAGGCCGCAGAGGACAAAGGAAACCUCUAUAUUGGGUACACAGUGCAGGUGGGCAGUGCCAUCCUGCACCCCACGGACAUCACUAUUGUGACGGGUGCCCCACGGCACCGACACAUGGGCGCUGUCUACUUGCUGAGCCAGGAGGCAGGUGGAGACCUGCGGAGGAGGCAGGUGCUGGAGGGCACGCAGGUGGGCGCCUAUUUUGGCAGCGCCAUUGCCCUGGCAGACCUGAACAAUGAUGGGUGGCAGGAUCUCCUGGUGGGUGCCCCCUACUACUUUGAGCGGAAAGAGGAGGUAGGGGGUGCUGUCUAUGUCUACAUGAACCAGGCAGGCACCUCCUUCCCUGCCCAGCCGUCUCUCCUCCUGCAUGGCUCCAGUCGCUCUGCCUUUGGCUUCUCUGUGGCCAGCAUUGGUGACAUCAACCAGGAUGGAUUUCAGGACAUUGCUGUGGGAGCCCCGUUUGAGGGCUUGGGCAAAGUGUACAUCUACCACAGCAGCUCCAGGGGGCUCCUCAGAGAGGCCCAGCAGGUAAUCCAUGGAGAGAAGCUGGGGCUGCCUGGCUUGGCCACCUUUGGCUACUCCCUGAGUGGGAAGAUGGAUGUGGAUGACAACUUCUACCCGGACCUGCUGGUGGGAAGCCUGUCAGACCGCAUCGUGCUGCUGCGGGCUCGGCCUGUCAUCAACAUCCUGCACAGGACCUUGACGGCCAGGCCAUCUGUGCUGGACCCUGCGCUCUGCACGGCCACCUCCUGUGUGCAGGUGGAGCUAUGCUUUGCUUACAACCAGAGUGCUGGGAACCCCAACUACAGACGAAACAUCACCCUGGCCUACACACUGGAGGCUGACCGGGACCGCCGCCCACCCCGGCUUCGCUUUGCGCGCAGCCAGUCAGCUGUCUUCCACGGCUUCUUCUCCAUGCCCGAGACGCGCUGCCAGAGGCUGGAGCUGCUCCUGAUGGACAACGUCCGCGAUAAACUUCGCCCCAUCGUCAUCUUCAUGAACUACUCUUUACCUUUGCGGAUGCCCGAGCGCCCCCGGCUGGGACUGAAGUCCCUGGACGCCUACCCGGUCCUCAACCAGGCACAGGUGCUGGAAAACCACACCGAGAUCCAGUUCCAGAAGGAGUGCGGGCCGGACAACCAGUGCGACAGCAACCUGGAGAUGCGCGCCGCUUUCGCCUCGGAGCAGGGGCAGCUGCUGAGAAGGCUCCAGUACGGCAGAGACGUCAAGAAACUGCUCCUGAGCAUCAAUGUCACGAACAUCCCCAGCCCGCAGAGGGCAGGGGAAGACGCCCACGAGGCUCUGCUCACCCUGGAGGUGCCUCCCGCCCUGCUGCUGUCGUCAGUGCGCCCUUCUGGAGCCUGCCAGGCAAACGAGACCAUCCUUUGUGAGCUGGGAAACCCCUUCAAAAGGAACCAGAGGAUGGAGCUGCUCAUCACCUUCGAGGUCAUUGGGGUGACCCUGCACACAAGGGAACUCCAGACACAGCUGCAGCUCUCCACGUCAAGUCACCAGGACAACCUGCAGCCCCUGAACUUGACUCUGCUGGUGGAUUACACACUCCAGGCGACACUCAGCAUGGUGACUCAGCGGCUACAAAGCUUCUUUGGGGGCACAGUGAUGGGUGAGUCUGGCAUGAAAACUGUGGAGGAUGUGGGGAGCCCUCUCAAGUUUGAGUUCCAGGUGGACCCAAUGGGCGAAGGACUGGCGGCUCUGGGGACCCUGGUGCUAGGGUUUAAGUGGCCCUAUGAAGUCAUCAAUGGCAAGUGGCUGCUGUAUCCUACGGAGAUCACCAUCCGUGGCAAUGGGUCCUGGGCCUGCCAGCCACCUGGAGACCUUAUCAACCCUCUCAACCUCACUCUCUCUGUCCCUGGAGAUAAGCCUCCAUCUUUAAAGCGCAGGCGGCGACAUCUGGACUCAGGGGGAGAUCAGGGCACCCCACCUGUCACUCUGGCUGUUGCCAAAAAAGCCAAGUCUCAAACCACACUGUCCUGUGAGAAUAACAAGACGCGCUGCGUGUGGCUGGAGUGCCCCAUUCCCGAUGCCACCGUCAUCACCAGUGUGACAGUGCGGGCCCGGGUGUGGAACAGCACCUUCAUUGAGGAUUAUAGAGACUUUGACAGAGUUUCUGUAGCUGGCAACGCUACCCUGUUCCUCCGAACCAACAUCCCCACCAUCAACAUGAAGAACAAGUCUAUGUGGUUCUCCGUGGACAUUGACUCUGAGCUGGUGGAGGAACUGCCAGCGGAGAUGGAGCUGUGGCUGGUGCUUGUGGCCGUGAGUGCCGGGCUGCUCUUGUUGGGGCUAAUCAUCAUCUUGCUGUGGAAGUGCGGCUUCUUCAAGCGAGCCCGCACUCGCGCCCUGUAUGAAGCCAAGAGGCAGAAGGCGGAGAUGAAGAGCCAGCCGUCAGAGACAGAGAGGCUGACUGAUGACUACUGAGGGGGGCAACCCCCGCCCCCGGCCCA
Messenger RNA from Talpa occidentalis (Iberian mole), 3182 nucleotides. RefSeq names its product integrin subunit alpha 3 (gene ITGA3). The transcript is spliced from 25 exons. The record is from RefSeq and is a predicted model, not a curated record. Gene Ontology annotation, cellular component: external side of plasma membrane; integrin complex. The coding region runs from base 1 to 3156 and encodes 1051 amino acids. Gene Ontology annotation, molecular function: integrin binding. Gene Ontology annotation, biological process: cell-matrix adhesion; leukocyte migration; integrin-mediated signaling pathway. Lineage: Eukaryota; Metazoa; Chordata; Mammalia; Eulipotyphla; Talpidae.